AUGAGCGUCAGCAAGUUGGCAGAGUUUGGUGUGAAGCAUGUGGCUCGUGGAAUCGGUCGUCUCUCGAACCAUGUCCUCGAGAGCGGCGCGGGCAGCUACGUGACUACCACUGAGGGUCGCAAGAUGCUCGACUUCACCAGCGGUAUUGGUGUCACCAAUCUGGGUCAUUGCCAUCCUGCCGUGACAAAGGCGGCACAGGAGCAAGUCGGCACACUCGUCCACGGUCAGGUGAACAUCGCUUUCCAGAAGCCUUAUCUGGAGCUCGUCGAAUCGCUUCUACCAAUGAUGCCACACAAAUCGCUCGACACCUUCUUCUUCUGGAACUCGGGAUCAGAGGCUGUCGAGGCAGCAGUGAAAUUGGCUAGACACGCAACCAAGAAGCAGAACAUUAUCGUCAUGCAAGGCUCUUACCACGGACGCACAUUCGGAACCAUGGCCAUGACACGAUCAAAAACUAUCUACGGCGAGAACUACGCACCUCUGAUGCCUGGAGUCUUCUCAGUACCAUUCCCUUACUGCAAACAAUGCUCGAUUUCUCACAGCACUGAUGGCAAGUUCGGUUUCGAAAACUGCUGCAUGGACCCCGUUUUGCAGCUCGAGCUGCUCUUGAAGCGUGAGACUGCACCCUCAGACACGGCAGCUAUCUUCGUCGAGCCUGUUCUCGGCGAGGGUGGUUACGUUCCUCCACCUGCUGGUUACCUUGCGGCCCUCCGCAAGAUCUGCGACAAGCACAACAUCCUCNNCCUGGUCUGCGACGAGGUUCAGUGCGGCUUCGGCAGAACUGGAAAGAUGUUCGCUGUUGAGCAUUGGGACAUUAGACCCGAUAUUCUCAUCAUGGCCAAGGGUAUUGCCAACGGUUUCCCUCUAUCAGGAAUUGUCUCGCGCAAGGAGCUGAUGGACAAGCAAAACCCUGGAAGUAUGGGCGGAACAUAUGCUGGUAACGCAGUAUCAUGUGCUGCAGGUGUCGCAGUCGCCAAGGCCUUCAAGGAAGAGAAGAUCCUAGACAACGUCAAUGCUCGUGGAGCAGAGCUGAAAAGCGCUCUUCAAGCAGCGUGGAAGGACUCCAAGACCGGCAAGCUCAUCUACGACGUCCGCGGUCUCGGUCUCAUGUUGGCUCUCGAGUGCACGCCUGGCAAGGGCUACGCGUCCAAGAUCCAGGCCAAGUGCAUGGAGAAGGAUAUGCUCGUCUUGACAACAUCGAUUUACGACACCCUUCGCUUCAUCCCUCCGUUGAACAUUACCAAGGAGGACAUGGCUGCGGGUAUCAAGAUCAUCACAGACGCGAUCAAGGAGGUUGCUACUGGUGAGGAUCCUCAGGAGACUGCCACCAAGGGUCAGGCUCCGGAGUAG
Messenger RNA from Aureobasidium vineae, 1350 nucleotides. The record is from the annotation of a GenBank genome assembly. NCBI's taxonomy places the organism in Eukaryota, Fungi, Ascomycota, Dothideomycetes, Dothideales, Saccotheciaceae.